Molecule: messenger RNA, 5077 nt
Organism: Oryzias melastigma (Indian medaka)
Lineage: Eukaryota; Metazoa; Chordata; Actinopteri; Beloniformes; Adrianichthyidae
Gene: brpf1
Product: bromodomain and PHD finger containing, 1
Exons: 16
Coding region: 352-4209 (1285 amino acids)
Biological process (GO): regulation of transcription by RNA polymerase II
Cellular component (GO): MOZ/MORF histone acetyltransferase complex
Molecular function (GO): protein binding
Source: RefSeq, a predicted model, not a curated record
GCUAUUAGGCGGCAAAUUAGCAAUUAUAGCAAUCCAUCUGAGUCUAUCAUGUCCCGAAAACAAACUGACGUUCGUCAAAACCCUUCAGCAAAAAGAAGCACGGGCUUCCUUGUUUACUAAAACACCUCAAAGACAUAGUAUCACAUAAAUAAGCAUCUUUAUUAGCAUUAGUUUGAACCCCCCACUCUAUUGUUUGGUAGUCUCCUAAAACCCGAUGUGUAACUGUCAGAUCGUCUCCGGAAUCGCCAGGGUGAGGUCGUUAUGGAGGGAAACACCGGGCUUGAAUGACUCCCACCGGGCAGCGGUAUGUAAACUUGAGCAUCAUAUGUCCCAGCAGUGUCUGUUGGCACAAUGGGGCUGGAUUUUGAUGUAAAGACAUUCUGUCACAAUCUUAGGGCCACCAAGCCCCCUUAUGAAUGUCCUGUGGAGACUUGUCGUAAGGUCUACAAGAGCUUCAGUGGCAUUGAGUAUCACCUGUACCAUUAUGACCAUGACAAUCCAACUCCUGCACAGACUAUGCCACAGAAGAAGAGGAAAGGACGGCCCCCUCGAGCCUCACUGACUGGUUCAGCGGAUACGGAUGAUGGCGGAGGCAAUGGAGGACAGGGUCAUGAAGGGAACACGCCGGGGAGCCCCUGCAGAUCAGAGCACUCCCACUCCCCGGGGCGGGAGACCAUGACCUAUGCUCAGGCGCAGAGCAUGGUCGAGCUGGAGAUCCAAGGUCGUGUUCAUCGCAUUAGCAUCUUUGAAAACAUUGACGUGGUGUCAGAGGAGGACAGCGAUGCUGAUGACACGAUGCCAUCUGGGACUGGCAAUAGCACAGGAGGUGUGUGCAAUGGCGGCGACGGUGGAGGUGGAGGCGGUGAGGUGGGAGGGAGCUGCAAGGACCGUUCUGAUAUCACGUCCUCCAACGGCGCCAAAGCAACACCAAAGACUGGGAAGCAUAAGAGCAAAGCAAAGAAGAAGGACGGCUCUUCUCAUCACCACAACUCUCAGUCUGGUCCCGCCGUCAAGCUCCCAGAAGCUGUGUUUAGAGAACUGGACCAAGAUCGACCCGAUGCCCCGCCUCGACCAUCAUCGUACUACAGGUAUAUUGAUAAGUCAGCAGAGGAGCUGGAUGAGGAGGUGGAGUACGACAUCGAUGAGGAGGAUUACAUCUGGCUUGGUAUCAUGAACGACAAGCGGCGGCGUGACGGCGUGCCGCCCAUUCCUCAGGAGGUCUUUGAGUACCUCAUGGACCGACUGGAGAAGGAGUCCUACUUCGAAAGCCACAACAAGACCGAUCCCAGCACCUUAAUCGACGAGGAUGCCGUCUGCUGCAUCUGCAACGACGGAGAGUGUCAGAAUAGCAACGUGAUCUUGUUUUGCGACAUGUGCAACUUGGCCGUUCACCAGGAGUGCUACGGCGUGCCCUACAUCCCAGAGGGUCAGUGGUUGUGCCGGCGCUGCUUGCAGUCGCCGAGCAGAGCCGUGGACUGUGCUCUUUGUCCCAACAAGGGCGGCGCUUUCAAACAGACUGAUGACUCCCGCUGGGCUCAUGUAGUGUGUGCUCUCUGGAUCCCAGAGGUGUGCUUUGCUAACACAGUCUUCCUCGAGCCAAUUGACAGUAUUGAGCACAUCCCUCCCGCGCGCUGGAAGCUGACCUGCUACAUCUGCAAGCAGCGAGGCUCGGGCGCCUGCAUCCAGUGCCACAAAGCCAACUGUUACACAGCCUUCCAUGUCACCUGCGCGCAGCAGGCCGGCCUCUACAUGAAAAUGGAGCCCGUCAGAGAGACUGGGGCCAACGGCACCUCCUUUAGCGUUCGCAAGACGGCGUACUGUGACAUCCACACGCCCCCGGGUUCAGCCCGACCUUUAGGAGGAGUGGGAGGGGCCAGCAUGGGGUCGUCGCACAGCGAAGGAGAGCUCGAGGACGACGACGAGCCCAGUCUGUGCAACGACGACGACUCCAAGGGCUGGAGCUCCGAAAGAGCGAAGAGGGCGAAAGCCAAAUCCCGGCUGAAGAUGAAAAAGGCGAGGAAGAUCUUGGCGGAGAGGAGAGCUGCGGCACCUGUAGUGUCUGUGCCCUGCAUACCUCCACACAGGCUUAGUAAAAUCACAAGUAACCUGACAGUACCCAGGAAGAGUCAGUUCAUGCAGAGACUUCACAGCUACUGGACCCUCAAAAGGCAAAGCCGCAAUGGUGUGCCUCUGCUGCGACGGCUUCAGACUCACCUGCCCUCUCACCGGCACGUUGACCCACAUCCACCACAGCCUUCAGCACAAGUUGCUCCUAGAGACAGUGAGGAAAAGCAGACUGCUCUGAAGGAGCAGCUAAAAGCUUGGCAGAGAUUGAGGCAUGACCUGGAAAGAGCGAGGCUGCUGGUGGAGCUCAUCCGGAAGAGGGAAAAACUCAAGAGGGAGACGAUAAAAGUGCAGCAGAUGGUGCUGGAAAUGCAGCUGACUCCUUUCCUGGUUCUUCUGAGAAGUACAUUGGAACAGCUACAGGAAAGAGACACUAACAACUUUUUUACUGAGCCUGUGCCACUUGAAGAGGUUCCAGACUACCUGGAGCACAUUGACACUCCAAUGGACUUUCAGACCAUGUGGAACCUGCUGGAGUCCCAUCGCUACCUCACUUUCGAGGCCUUUGAGGGCGACUUUGGCCUCAUCGUUAACAACUGUCUCAAAUACAACGCAAAGGACACGGUGUUUUACCGCGCUGCCCUGCGGCUCAGAGAGAUGGGCGGGGCAGUCCUCAGGGCCGCGAAGCGGCAAGCCGAUCGGAUAGGCUUCGACUACGAGAGCGGGAUGCACCUUCAUCGGGAGACCAGCCCAGACACCCGUCGGGAACAGGAGAGAGACAGAGAGCGGGAACGAGAGCGGGAACGGGAGAGGGACCGAGAAAGAGAGCGGACGCUGUCAUCAAAUGAAGACGAACUGCUGCUGCCAGAGAACAGGCGGCGGCUGCCUUUGGAAGAGCAGCUGCAUUACCUGCAGGCUCGCCUCGACGAGGUCAACUCAGGAAAGCACAGCAUCGGUCAGUCUCGCAGAGCCAAAGCUCUGAGAAAGGAGAUCAGCGUGAUCAAAAGGAAGCUCGCGCACCAGAGGGAAGGAAGCUCCGGCAUGGGGGUCAGAGAGUCCAUGGGGGACCGGGGCUCCUCUCUCCCUCAUCACUCAUCAUCUGCAGGACACCAUGAUGAGGGCGGAGAGAGCAGCAGCCAAGAAAUUGGAGGAAAAGCUCCAGAGGUUGGACGUAGGACGUCCGUCCUUUUCUCUAAGAAGAACCCGAAAAUGGCAGGACCCCCCAAAAGGCCAGGGCGUCCCCCAAAGAACCGGGAUGCUGGCUAUCCCGGAGGUGGGGUGAGCCAAAGCCCCAUUGGCCCCCCACAGCUGGCCUUGCUGCCAACAGGCAAGCCGAGGAAGCGGCCCCGAAGCCCCCACACCAGCUCCAGCUCUGACAGCGACAGCGACAAUGAUGACCUGCUCCCAGGUUUACCAAGUAACGGUUUCGAUACAGGAAACCAGCCUGUGACUGAAAGUUUCCGCGUGUACAGAAGUGAGUCUCGUCUCCCUCGUUCAAGCUCAGACUCCGAGUCCACAACCAGCAGCAGCAGCAGUGCAGCAUCUGACAGGACCAGCACAACGCCGUCCAAGCAGGGGAGAGGAAAGGCGUCAUUUCCACGCUCCGCCUUCCAUGAGGACAGCAGUGAGGAAACUUCCGGCACUGAAAAUGAUUCAUACUCUGUUGGAGGAUCGCGGAGCGUUUCACAUUUGGUUCGUGGCCGGGACAGGUCAGGAUGUUGGAUGACCUCAGAUGAUUAUUCGUCUCUGGAAGCUCUGGACCUGGUGUGGGCCAAGUGCAGAGGUUAUCCUUCCUACCCCGCCCUGAUAAUUGACCCCAAAAUGCCCAGAGAGGGGGUAUUUCACCGGGGUGUCCCUAUCCCCGUGCCUCCGGUGGAUGUGCUGAAACUUGGGGAGCAGAUGACCCAGGAGGCGAGGGAGCACCUCUUCUUGGUCCUUUUCUUUGACAACAAAAGGACUUGGCAGUGGCUACCUCGCUCUAAGCUGGUGCCGCUCGGAGUGGACCAGGAGCUCGACAAGGAGAAGAUGCUAGAAGGCCGGAAAUCCAACAUUCGUAAAUCGGUGCAAGUGGCGUACCACCGCGCCAUGCAGCACCGCAGCAAAGUACAGGGGGACCCCAGCAGCGAGACCAGCGACAGUGACUGAAUCUGAACGGACGCUACACGCUGCUCCUUCCAAGUGUUGGCGACUAAAUGCAUCCAGUCUGUGAGCCUGAAGAGUGCCAGUAGUAUAGAGUGGGAAAAAACAUCCACUUCUGUGUCCCCCCCAGCUAUACAAACAGUCAUGCACACUACACAGAAUUUUACCAACAUGUAAAAUAUUGUAUCUAAGAGAAUUGAAUCAGUGAUAUUGAAGAAAAAAAAGAAGUAUUUUGAAAAUAUACGAUGAGAAUCAUAAAUCAAAGUAUUCCCGAUAUGUGGUCGAUAUGUUUAAAAGCGAAAAUGGUUUACAGACUGCUUAUUAUCACACUAUGCCUCCCCACAUCCCACACAAUCACCCCUGUAAUGUUAUAUAUGAACGGCGAAAUGCAUGUUUGAGGUUCUACGCACAGAGGUACAGGUUGGAACCGCCGGCCCUGUCAACCUGUUUCCAUGUCCUUCCUCCACCUUUUUUAACGAAAAACGAGCCUGGUGCUAACGUCGAAUCGUUCGUCAGAGGAGCACAGAGACAUUGCUGCCAACCCUCACUGUCGAAUCAAUGUUACUGUAAUUUAUUGUUUUUAAUAAGGUCCACCACAUUAUUCCCCCCAUCAUGAACUAAUAAUACUGAUCACUCCGGCUGCGCGCCACACUGUGUGGCCUGUUUUUUUGUCGCUCAUGUGCAUCUUCUUUUAACAUGUGUACCUGUCACUUGCUUUGGACUCGGUUAACAAACAAGGACUAAACAGAAAAACACAAAUGCCUCACUGUCUGUCUAAGUCUCAGGCUGUUGGCUUUAGAACUUUUAUAUAUACACGUUGCAUAAAAAUAUGAGUUUAAUAAUAAUAAUAAAACAAGGAUUCUUUUGUUUUUUU